GCCGUAUAAUUAAUCGGCCGCUGCAACAUUUUUUAAAUUUAUUUUCUACUAACUACGAGACCAAUAAACAAAUUAUGUUCGUCUUCGGCUAUGGUUCUCUUCUUUGGAAUCCAAAUUUUUCCUAUGAAUUGGCAAUCCCUGGUGUUGUAAUGGGAUAUUCCCGUCGUUUUUGGCAACUGAGUCCCGAUCAUCGUGGCACUCCUGAUAGUCCUGGUCGAGUUGUAAGCCUGGUUCCAGAUACUGAAGGUUCUUGCUGGGGAAUUGCUUAUAAAAUUCCUGAAGAGCGUGUGCAACAAACUAUUGAAUAUUUGGACAUGAGAGAGCGAGCUGGUUAUGAGUUGCAAAUAGUUGAAUUCUACCCAAUUAAUGGUUCUGAGCCUUUCUCGCUGAAUGUCUAUAUUUCUCCAAUCAGUCGAGAUAAUAUUUACAAUUCUGGUCCUUGUGACAUCAGUGUAAUAGUCAAACAGAUAAUUCGAAGUCGUGGUUGCAGCGGCAGUAAUUUGGAAUAUGCCCUCAGACUUGCUGAUUGCCAAAGACGUAUGGCACCAAAUAUAUUUGAUGAACACUUAUUCCAAAUUGAAUCGAAAUUGUUAGAGGAAUGUGAAUACUUACAACAUGAUGACUCUAUUUUGGAAAAAUUGCAAUAUGAUUUGCCUUAUUUGGCUAAUAAAAAGGGAAAAAGGAAGAGAAAUGAAAGCACUAAAGGUUAAAACUUUUUAAAAAUAUGGACAAUAAAAAACUUAAAAAAAGCCGGUGUGAAGAAAAGAAGAAUUUUUAAUGAAUUCUAAUCAUCAAAAAAUAAUUUAAAUAUAUUCACUUGUGUGUUGUUUAUUGGUUUCAGAUUAAUUAGCAAUUGCCUAGUAUUUUUUAAAAAUUAACCCUUAAUUGAUCUCUUUGUCUUUCACUGAAAUUUUGUUUUAAAUUAAAUUUUGAGUUUACCUGGUAAUCCAUAAAUUGUCAAAAUUAAGUGGGUGUUCUUUUUAGAUAGGUUAGCGAGGUUUAGUCGGGUUUCUUGACGGGUCUUCAAAAAUUUCUUCUGAUCUUUUUCGAGUCAGGAAGAAGUCCGGGUAUUGGGUCUCAGAUCGGGUUUUGGAAAUCUUUUCUGAUCAUGUUUCGAUUUUCUGGUAACCCAUGACAUCUCUGUUCCAUAUGGUUAACGAUUUUAUUUUCUAGGAAGGAUAAUUAAUUUUUUUCUUGAAUAGAAUUUAAGCAGAUGCCCAAGUAUAAUUUAUUUUUCCUUUUUCAAAAUUUAACUCAAUUUUUGGGGAUAGAUUAGUUUUUUGUUUCUCUUUCAAUUUUUUAAAAGUAAUUUAGAGGGAUUAAAAAUAUGCCUUGUAAAAUGGUCUGGUCUAACUUUUUUCCGUUUGAAAUGGACGCCCACUGCCCUUAAUUUGUCAUUUAAUCGACUAAAGGAAAAUGUCAAUUAUUUAUACUUUUUAUGGAUUAAUAUUUUUGUUGUUAUC
Molecule: messenger RNA, 1463 nt
Organism: Meloidogyne enterolobii
Lineage: Eukaryota; Metazoa; Nematoda; Chromadorea; Rhabditida; Meloidogynidae
Source: the annotation of a GenBank genome assembly